Molecule: messenger RNA, 237 nt
Organism: Sphenostylis stenocarpa
Lineage: Eukaryota; Viridiplantae; Streptophyta; Magnoliopsida; Fabales; Fabaceae
Source: the annotation of a GenBank genome assembly
AUGGCAGACACCACUUUGGAGGGCGUCGGUCAUGGAAAUCUUGCCAAAUUUGAUGCUAUAAUUUGUAGACCCCUCUUGCAGCAAAAAACUGAAAUGUGGAAGACACAGGUCAUGGACCAUGCUGUUUCAUGGUCAUGUUGGGGGAGGGUGCGUGCAAUGUUGCGUAGAGGGAGGUGGGAUGGAAAGACUAGGAAUGAGUAUGGUCCAACCCAUUUUCUCAUAUCGAUUGUGGUCUGA